AUGAACCCCGCUGGGCUCGGGACGUGCGGCGGGGACCGUGCGGGGCCCGGCCCGCUGCUCUUCAGCGUCGAGUCGUUGCUGGAAGCAGAGCGCGGGCUAGGCUCGGAGCCCACAGAACCCCGGGAGGAGAGGCCGCGAGGCGCCGCGGAACCCAGGACCUGGUUUCCGCUGGCCGCCCCCUCGUCCUUCCCACAGAAAGAACCAGCCCCCACGAGCCCGUCCGCCCCCUCCCGCGCGCGCGAGCCCUGCAGCUGCUCCCCGUCCCACGCCGAUCAGGCUUCUGCUAGGCUUUGGAGGUCUCCUCUGAGGGCCGCGGUCACCCAGCCGCAACUUGCAUCCGGCACCAGCCUUUGCGGUGAUCCAGGAGUGAGGGAAAGGAGCGCGCGCUGCCGGGUCUCAGCGCCUGCUUUGUGCUCUUUCCCCCCAGGCGCCCCCAGCCCCGCACCCUACCCCCUCCGGCCACACAAGAACAACCGCAAACCGCGGACGCCCUUCACCACCGCGCAGCUGCUGGCCCUGGAGCGCAAGUUCUGCCAGAAGCAGUACCUGUCCAUCGCCGAGCGCGCUGAGUUCUCCGGCAGCCUGAGCCUCUCCGAGACGCAGGUCAAGAUCUGGUUUCAGAACCGCCGGGCCAAGGCCAAGCGACUGCAGGAGGCCGAGCUGGAGAGGAUGAAGCUGGCGGCCAGGCCGCUGCUGCCCCCGUUUGCCCUGCCCUUCCCCCUGGGCACCCACCUGUACGGCUUCCCAGCGGUGUCCCGCGGCGCGGCAGGCUCCCUCCCGCAGGUACCGGGACGCCUCCCCUCGCCCCUGGCCGCCUACUGCAGGUAUUACUUCUCCUAGGGCUGCGAGGCCGCGGGGAUCCCGCUGGGGAGGGAGGGCGCAGCCAGGACAUGUUGGCUGCUGUCGCCGGGGGCAACCCAUCCCAGGGCCUGAGAUGGGUCCCAGAGGGCAAGCGGUGCCCUCUGCCGCCACGGCCUCUCCCUGGCUGCGGCACUGCUGCUACCCGUGCGCUGCAGGCAUCUGGGCAUUCUCUACAUUUUUCAGGUUUUUGUUUUUGUUGUUAACAGCGUUAUAAUUGAUGCCACAAGUCUGUUCGUGGGUAACAUGUUCAAAACUGUUUUUAAAAAAUCCUGCUUGUACCAAACUUUACUGAAAGGCAGUGAGCAUAGUUUCAGAC
This is a messenger RNA of Phacochoerus africanus (Common warthog), 1177 nucleotides long. RefSeq names its product homeobox protein MSX-3-like. Gene Ontology annotation, biological process: regulation of transcription by RNA polymerase II; embryonic morphogenesis. Bases 1 to 840 code for a protein of 279 amino acids. The record is from RefSeq and is a predicted model, not a curated record. NCBI's taxonomy places the organism in Eukaryota, Metazoa, Chordata, Mammalia, Artiodactyla, Suidae. The transcript is spliced from 3 exons. Gene Ontology annotation, molecular function: RNA polymerase II transcription regulatory region sequence-specific DNA binding; DNA-binding transcription factor activity, RNA polymerase II-specific. Gene Ontology annotation, cellular component: nucleus.